AUGGUAGGUCAAAUGGGCAAAGAGCCAAAGACAGUAAAGAGUGUGAUUGCCCUUUUGCUUGUAUUGGAGGAACUAGGUUCCCCUGGCCUGAUCAGAUUGGUUCAGGCACACAGCAAUGACACCAUUGAAGCCCUCUUCAAAGAGGGUCUACUAUGUUUAGAAUGCCUCCGACCUAAUGCCAUUGAGCCAUCAUCUGAUGAUAUUCCUGUCCUCGCUAGCCUCUUUGAUGAGCCCAUGAACCGGCGUUUCUUUCACUAUCACCGUGAGUUCAUGUACAAGAGGCACAUGGACAUUAUGGAGGCUGUGUGUGGUAAAAUAUUUGGUGAGACCGCAGCCUUGGAAGCUGAUGCAUCGGAUAUGGAAUUGGUGGUUAGACCCUUUGGAGAGGAGACUAGCGCACUAUUUCCGGCUCAAACGUUGGUGAGGGGUUCUCCUAGUAGACAAGGCAGUGGGAGUGCUCCAUGGCAAUCGGGUAUGAUUGCCUCUAAGGAGGAUGCUAUUGCACAAAGUAUGGGCCAGAAAAUGGUGGCAGAUGACACACCAACACAUAAGACUCCAGUGAAAUCAUCUCUGAAUCCUAAUGCAAGUGAAUUUUUCCUGGAGCAAGUUCCUGAAGCAGCACGAACAAUGUUCCUAACAUUUUCAAGUGGAAGUCCAUUGAGCAGACAAGAAAUAACCCAUUUCUUUACUUCGAAUUGGGGCAUUAUAGUUAAAGAUGUUUCCAUUGAAAAGGUUCGGAAGGGGGUCUCCCCUUUGUUUGGAAAAGUGAUCUUCACAACAUCUUUGGUGAUACCAAGAAUUUUGGGAGGGAGGAACAUAGCCAAAUUCAUGGUGAAUGGAAGACAUCUGUGGCUUCGUUCUUUCACGCCCCAGCGGAGAAAAUCUGAAGGGAACAGGCCUAUUUAA
This is a messenger RNA of Dovyalis caffra, 906 nucleotides long. The record is from the annotation of a GenBank genome assembly. NCBI's taxonomy places the organism in Eukaryota, Viridiplantae, Streptophyta, Magnoliopsida, Malpighiales, Salicaceae.